AUGGCUUCGAGUACAGUCUUCUCGAAAGCUCAAGAAGCAGCCAAGUUUUUGAGGGAGCGUCUUGAUCUAGGGUUACAGAAACCUAAGGUUGCUAUUGUUUGUGGUUCCGGACUUGGAGGUCUGGCAGAUUCAGUCCAUGAACAGCCAAGGGUAGAGAUUGAGUACUCUUCGAUACCUUAUUUUCCACGAUCUACGGUUCAAGGACAUGCAGGAAAAUUACUUUUUGGAUUUCUUGGAGCUCAAACGCCGGUUGUUCUGAUGGUUGGCCGAUUACAUUACUAUGAAGGUCAUUCCAUAGGGGAUGUGACGUUCCCAGUCCGUGUCCUCAAGCUUCUUGAAGCGGAAACAAUCGUAUUGACCAAUGCCGCGGGUGGUCUCAAUCCUGAAUAUGCGGUUGGAGACAUAACAGUCCUCAACGAUCACAUCUUCCUCGCCGGGCUUUCCGGCUUACACCCGCUGCGUGGACCAAAUGUCGAUGAAUUUGGUGUCCGUUUCCCUCCACUUUCAGAUGCAUACGAUCUAUCACUCCGCCGUUGUGUCCAUAACGCAUGGCAAAGUAUUGCCAAGUCAGAGACACGACGACUCCACGAGGGCGUCUAUGCGUUUGUGUCGGGACCGAGCUACGAAACACGCGCCGAAUGCCGUUUGUUAAGAAAUCUCGGGGCUGACGUGGUAGGUAUGUCCACCGUGCCUGAGAUUAUCGUAGCCAGGCACGCUGGUAUGCGUGUACUGGCAUUCAGCCUCGUCACAAACAACGCUGUCCUCACCCCUGUACCCCGGGGUGAUGACCACCUCCUUCAAUCGACGUCUAGUGGUGAACUAGACGCUAUCAUCAAAGAAGGAAAGGCAGAUCAUCAGGAAGUUCUCGAGGCUGGCCGACACGCUGCCCAAGACAUGCAGCGGCUUGUCGUUCAAGUCAUCACUGAUGUCUUUGAGAAGAAUCAAGAUAUAUAG
This is a messenger RNA of Talaromyces marneffei, 954 nucleotides long. RefSeq lists its product as uncharacterized. Lineage: Eukaryota; Fungi; Ascomycota; Eurotiomycetes; Eurotiales; Trichocomaceae. The record is from RefSeq and is a predicted model, not a curated record. Bases 1 to 954 code for a protein of 317 amino acids. Gene Ontology annotation, biological process: nucleoside metabolic process. Gene Ontology annotation, molecular function: purine-nucleoside phosphorylase activity. Gene Ontology annotation, cellular component: cytoplasm. The transcript has 7 exons.